Messenger RNA from Aspergillus campestris IBT 28561, 2998 nucleotides. Its product is annotated as pH signal transduction protein PalH. Gene Ontology annotation, cellular component: plasma membrane. The coding region runs from base 299 to 2614 and encodes 771 amino acids. Gene Ontology annotation, biological process: cellular response to pH. The record is from RefSeq and is a predicted model, not a curated record. Lineage: Eukaryota; Fungi; Ascomycota; Eurotiomycetes; Eurotiales; Aspergillaceae. The transcript has 2 exons.
CAACUCUCAGCUCGACACAAUAUCUCCCGUGAACGACUACUUGACUCUCCCUAUAGCUUCGGUGAUUGGGUCGCUUUCUUGCUUCUUCAUACUCCCGAAUCGACUGUGAUUGGUACGGUGGAGCCCUUGAUUUGGUCUAUCAACCGACUGUCGGACAUUGCCUCACAACACUCGGGGCAGCAAAAAGGGCGCAAACCGCACGCCAACCGGCGAUUCACGACAUGUAUUCCCUACAGAUGGUCUUAUAGGGAAUCCCGUUUGCUGCUUCGACUCGGUGCCAAUCGAGGGUGGUCCGAAUAUGGGGGAUGACGGUCGUCUGGCUCCCCGCCAGAUCUGGGCGAACCCGACGACAACCAGUACGAAAUCGUACGAACCGGGUUGUACUCCUUUCUUAUUACCUAGUGAUGGCCUCCUCUAUUUCAACAACACAUACGCAAUAACCCUCACCGCGAAUGGUGUCUACGAACCGAUCUGUACCAAUGGACCGCCGCCACCGAGUCAUGCGAACCCGAAUCUUGAUACCCGUGAUCCCUUUUAUUCCUCCGUGACCCCCCAGCUGUACGCCAUCGGCUGUGCCACCGUUGUCAGCUAUCUACUCGUCAUUAUCCUCCUGAUCACCCCACGCACAUUCUACGUUGGCGGCCCCGGGGGUGGCGCCAACUUCCUGGGUCGUCAUGGCAUGAUUAGUGGUUCCUACAGCGGCAAUUCCUCCGUCGUGGGUGUCGGGGGGCGCCCAUGGUUGCAGAAGCUUGCAGCCAUCCUGGUUGCCAUAUCUCUCACAAUCGCAACAGCUGACUCGUUCCGGGUAGCUGAACGGCAGUAUAUCCAUGGGUUCUCUGAUGCCGAGGCGCUCUCCGCGGAGGUGAUCGAUGGCAUGGAGAUCCGUGUGGUUCGGGUCAUAUCCAGCACGUUUCUCUGGCUUGCGCAGGUUCAGACCCUGAUCCGAUUAUUUCCCCGACACAAAGAGAAGAUCAUGAUCAAAUGGGCGGGGUUUGCGCUGAUUGUCUUGGACACGGUGUUCAGCUGCUUGGAUAAGUUCCAUGCCCAGUCAAACACGACGCGUCCACGGCUCUACGAAGAUGCGAUCCCCGCCCUCAGUUAUCUCUUUGAACUCGCGCUCAAUCUUCUCUAUGCUGCGUGGGUUAUUUUCUACUCAUUGUCAAAACACCGAUUUGCCUUCUUCCACCCGAAAAUGCGCAACAUCUGUCUGGUGGCGCUCUUGUCCCUUUGCGCUGUGCUGAUCCCUGUCGUGUUCUUCGUCCUGGAUAUCGCGAAGCCUGAAUGCGCCGGCUGGGGGACGUACAUCCGCUGGGUUGGAUCUGCGGCGGCGAGCGUCGUCGUUUGGGAAUGGGUGGAGCGCAUCGAGGCCCUAGAGCGCGAUGAACGCAAGGAUGGCAUCCUCGGGCGGGAGAUCUUCGACGGCGACGAAAUGUUGGAGGUGACACCGUCCGAGGAGGUGGACUGGCCUCGCCAGGCGUCGAAUGCCCCCAAUCGAGGUGGGGGAACCGGCGCCUCGUCCGGCUGGGGAGGGAUGAUGGGCCUGACACAUCGACCGUUGCGGAACCGGGUCGUCUUUCCCGGCAUCGUCCGCCCCGAUCUGGAGAGCAACGCGGUGGGCUCCCGGCGUCGGCGACCGGCGCGUCCCACACCCCCGCCCGCCGUGGUGACCCCCGUCAGCCGCGCCGACACGACCAGCGCGGCGAGCACCGUGUACAAUGUCCACUACCACCCGGUUUCCAGCCCUACGCCCCCCGCCGCCAUGCCUCACAUGGACGAGGCGGAGGAGGAAGAGCAUGACCUGGACGCAACGGCGAGGGACAAAGAGUUGUCGACCACCGGGGACGGGGGACCGGGCGACGACCUGGCCCAUCACGGCCUCUCUGCGCAGGACACUCGCGAACACUCUCCGCAGAUCAUCCACACCGACCCCCGGUGGCGGACCUUCUUCAAUGCGUUCCGCCGGCGACGUGCGUCCCUGCCCCGGGAAGUCGCGUCGGCCCAGGCAUACGAGGAGCCCCGUCGGGGAUCAGAGGAAUACGACCCGUUCAUGGAGCAUCAAGACGAGCCCCCGCGGUCGCGGAUGGAGCACCUCAUGCCCUUCCCCUGGAGGGCCCCGCCUGGGUCGGGCCGGCCAGGGUCCGACACCCCCUUACCGGUCACCGUCAUCCCCGCCCGACGACGCGGCCCGCACGCCUGGUCGCACGACUGGUCUAACAACCCCAACCUCCUGGGGGCGCCCCCCAGUUCACGGGCGCGCUCCGGCCGUCCCGACCUACCGGUGCGGGUGAUCCAGCCGCAGACCCAGGCGGCCGCUCCCUGGGAUCCUCCCAGCGCCGGGGAAUUCGGCCAUGGGGACACCCAGUUACGGUAUGACCCCGAUGCGGCGGCUCUGGUCGGCCUGGACGACCACUCCUCGGACCGGGGGUCGGGGUCGGCGCAGCAUGGAGAGGCGCCGGAGGAUCGCGCGAGCACCAGCGGGCCCUCGCGACCGUCGGCCUCCACUGGACCCUCCCCUGCCGGUUUCGACUCCGCGUCCAGCCCGAUGGACCAGCAUAUGGACGGCCGGCCCUCGCGAUCGGACGAUCCGCCCGACGACGCAUCCCACCGGGGCUAGAGUUCCUUUAUCAUUUCGCACGGCAGUCCCUGGCCGACGUUUUCACCGCAUUGGAGGUGUCGAGGGGGUGCCAUUGCAUUUAUUGUCCUUGUUCGAUUCGAUUCCAUGCUCUCUGAUAUCCUGGUCUUUUCUUCCUCUGGAUUUAGCACGGUGUCUGGAGGUAUAUUUUUUUCUUUCUACAUUCUCCCUUCUUGUUCUGGUUACUCCACUGGGUCUGUGCCUUUCUGUCCUUCCCUUUGGGCAUUGGGCAUUGGGUGGACUGGUUUUGGGUAUGGUAUUGGGUGUAUUUUAUUGAAAGGGGCGUGCCGGGGACAUGAAUACGGUCCGAAUUGAUCUCUAUGUCUUGUCUGUAUAUAUAUCAAAUCUAUCUGUCUAUAUAAUGAU